Uncinocarpus reesii 1704 is the source of this 3600-nucleotide messenger RNA. RefSeq lists its product as uncharacterized. Gene Ontology annotation, molecular function: oxidoreductase activity, acting on NAD(P)H; DNA-binding transcription factor activity, RNA polymerase II-specific; DNA binding. The coding region runs from base 1 to 3600 and encodes 1199 amino acids. The record is from RefSeq and is a predicted model, not a curated record. Gene Ontology annotation, biological process: DNA-templated transcription; regulation of DNA-templated transcription. The transcript is spliced from 8 exons. NCBI's taxonomy places the organism in Eukaryota, Fungi, Ascomycota, Eurotiomycetes, Onygenales, Onygenaceae.
AUGUCCGAGGUUCAAACAUCGGGGAACUGGCCAUGGUUGAUGUUAUCCUCCCCUACGAUAUUCCUGCAUACUAACUCCCCGGGUUACGGGUGGUUCUCAGCUCAUCUCUUUAUGUUGGAUGUGGAAUGUUGGUUGAAUAUCCUUAACAUUUCCUCCUCCGCAAACAAACGCUUAUCCUUAUUCCCCUCAACGCGCACGCAGGCCGCACCGAUGGAAUUUCCAACCUGUCCGAGGAGUCAUGAUAUCGUCUCAUUACCGAGAACUCAGCGCGCGCUCAAAGUCCUUGGGCCAUGGAAGAUAGAGUUGGCUGAAUCGUGUCCGCUACCACAGCUUGCGGAGGACGAGAUCCUAGUCCAAGUGCGGUGCGUGGCAGUUAAUCCUGUGGACGUGAAAACACUUGACUUGGCUCCGAACGUGGGAACCACGGCGGGAUGCGAGUUCGCAGGAGACAUCGUUCACGUCGGCCCAUCUGUCAAGAAUAUGCGGCUGAAAAAGGGAGUGGCUGUGUUCGGCGUCAUCCAGGGAAACCACUUCGAUCGGCCCGACAACGGAGCAUGGGCUGACUUUGUAGCAGUAGCCAGCGACCUGGUCUAUCUGCUUCCGCCGCACUUCUCAUAUCAAGAGGGUGCCAGCAUGGGCGCGGCCCUUCCAACUGUGGGAAUGGCCCUGUACUAUUCAUGGGGCCUCCCGCUUCCUUACCGGCAGCGCCAGGGGUUCGACGCAGAGAUCAAGGAUCGUGAGAUUUAUGAAAAGGGCGGAAUUACUGCCGCUGCAGGGAUGGACGUGGGACUUGCAGCGCAAACUGGCCAAAAACCGUCUGGGAGCCGCCCAUACGUGCUGGUGUAUGGCGGGAGUACGACAUGCGGCGCAAUGGCGCUCCAGGUAUUGCGGCUAUCGGGACUGGCGCCCAUCUGCACAUGCUCUCCAAAGAACUUUGGCCUGGUGAAGCGGCUUGGGGCAGAGGCGGCCUUCGACUAUCGCUCGCCGUCCUGCGGUGAUGACAUCCGCCGGUACACGGAAGACUCGCUUGGCUACGUACUCGACUGCAUCACUGAUCUCAGCUCGAUGAAAAUCUGCUACGCUGCAAUGGGUCGCAGAGGCGGAAAGUACAUGGGACUGAACCCUGUUCCCCUGCGAGGUCACACGCGCCGUGAUAUCCAACCGGACUACAUCCUGGUGUACACGAUGUUUGGCCAGGCGGUGACAGCGCCAAAGCCGUUUGGGCGGCCGAUUCGGCCAAAAGACCGCGCGUUCGGGGAGAGAUGGUAUCAAGGCAGCCAGCAGCUGGUCGACGUGCCGGGCACGAUCGUUGCACACCCUCGCGAUGAAGGGCCAGAGGGCCUGAAGGGCGUGGUGGAUGGGCUGGAGAGGAUGAGGAGCGGUGGUGUCAGCGCCGUGAAGCUUGUUUAUCAGCUGCGGCUGAUGUCAGCUCACCUUCAAGACUUCCCGUCAACCUCCGCAAACGCGGUAUUUAUUAAUAUCUCGCUGCUCGCGAUCAGGAUCAGCGCUGCUCGUGUCCCCACGUCCAACACCCCCAAUCCCGCAGGCAGCCCAAACCGUCAACGUCUGUGCAGGAGAGAGAUGCGUGCUCAGGGAGGUCAGGGUGGCCAAUCUCGCAAGCGUCGAAGACAGGCCGUGGUAUGCACUGAGUGCCGUCGACGGAAGAUUGCCUGUAACCGCAGCAUUCCAUGUGCCCAAUGCAUCCAGUCCAAUUCCAUCUGCACCUAUUACAACUCCUACUACUCCUAUGCUGGCAAAGGUAAUGCCGCAGUCGCCCAGGAUGGCGGUUCCAAAGACCAUCCCCUACCGCCGUCGAUCACUCCUCAACCCAUAUAUCCAUUAGGAUCGGGCCUGCAGCUCCCCCCAUUGCCGUACAGCUAUCAGAACGACCUCCAUGGAGCAGCGGAGAUUGGCUCCUUGCCAGCAACCACCGUGUCCGCGGGCGCAGGAGUGCAAAGCUCAUGCACUAUAAGCAAUCCCGCGCCGCUCUCACUGCCAUACGACCUCGACACCACGACUGAUAUGGUGCUCCCGGAUGUAUCAGCGGAAGAGAUUCUAAGCUUGAACGCUGUCGUAGGUCUCACGGACCGAGUUGCAACAAAUGCCAUGCAACUAGCCGCCGUCUGCUCGCAGGAACCAAGCCGGAUAGUAUUCCAAAAGUCUCGACUCUAUCCUCAGAGUCACUGGAUGACUUUUUUCCAAGGGUACGAACCGCACAAUCUCUUCGAAAGUAUUAACAAUACUGUGUUCCGCGGUGAAGGCCAUCCCGGCCUGCAAAAAUGCAAACAGCUGGCAAAGGCGCUCAAGGCAAAAAGCGGUCCCGAUCCGCAGUUGCUCUUGCGCCCGCUACGUGAAUUUAUCCCACCAAAGGAAAUCUCGGAUCGGCUAGUGAAGCUAUAUCUACGAACCUUUGAGUCGGUACUCCGAAUUUUGCACAUCCCAACCUUUGAGCGUGAAUACGCGCAGUAUUGGGAGGCGCCUCGAGCAGCGGACGAAUCCAUAGUGCUCCAGAUUCUACUUGUUAUAGCUAUUGGGACGUGUUUCUGCCAGGAUGCUCUGUCGUCAGACGAUGUUGAUGGGCUCCCAACAUUGCAUGACCAGGCGACCCAAUGGAUCCAUGCUGCUCACCUCAAACUUACAGCUCCCUAUCGGAAGAAGCACCUUAACCUACGGGGCGUUCAAACACAAUGCUUACUUGUGCUUGCCCUAUUAACAAAUACGAACGCUAUUGGCGGGGACCUCGCAUGGGUGACGACUUCAUCCCUGAUCCAGUGCGGUUUGGCCAUUGGUCUUCAUAUCGCCCCGAGCCGCAUUUCCACUACCCCGUUGGAAGCCGAAGUGCGGCGGAGACUAUGGUCAACAAUGCUUGAACUCGCAGUACAGGCUGCUCUCGACUCUGGAUUGCCGCCCGUCAUCUCGGCCGAAACCCUUGAUUCAUACGAGCAACCGGGAGCCAACGAAAAGCCCGCCGACUCCGCAGCCAAUGGAGACAUUCACACAGAGCUCAAUGCAAUGCGCGCUGUUGAGGUCAUUACCGAUCCGUCUGAGAAUCGCCGAACAUUGGGCCGAUACCGCUCCGACCUCUCCUACGACGCAGCUCGGAGCAUGGGGGCAGAGCUCACAGCCGCCCUACGCAAGACCUCCGAGCUAAUCGAUUCCUGCAACCGUCACCUUGUGCGCCGAGUUUCUACUGCAACUCCGCGAAGACUCGUCACCAGCCGCAUCAUCCUUGUCGAGGCAGGAGCUUCUCCAUCUACAAUCAGGGCAUCGAGGCGCCGGUCAGUUUCGACGCGCAAGCAACAGGCCGACCAGGUCGUGGCGGAUGCGGCCAGGCAAGCGCUUGACGGUUGCUAUAAUGUGUUAAAGGCUCGAUUACAACGCUUGACUCUUGAAAAAAGCCGGGGCCCAAGUUCCGAUCUCCCUGCGAAACACAUGGCCGAGGCCAACGAUUUACCUUCUGGCGACGCAGAGAAAGAUGAUGGGAUUCAAGGACUUGUCGCAGUGCCUGAGCGUGAACAGGCGAGUGACACCGGUCAACUGUUGGAUGAUUGUUCGGACGUUUGGUCGGUUUCGGCUUGGGAAAAUGAGAUGACCUUUUGA